Molecule: messenger RNA, 2606 nt
Organism: Tupaia belangeri chinensis (Chinese tree shrew)
Lineage: Eukaryota; Metazoa; Chordata; Mammalia; Scandentia; Tupaiidae
Gene: C2CD5
Product: C2 calcium dependent domain containing 5
Biological process (GO): positive regulation of protein targeting to membrane; protein localization to plasma membrane; positive regulation of vesicle fusion
Cellular component (GO): plasma membrane
Molecular function (GO): calcium-dependent phospholipid binding; calcium ion binding
Source: RefSeq, a predicted model, not a curated record
GAAUUUCCAUUUUUUACCUUGACGGCAUUUCCUCCCGGAUUUCUUGUACAUGUUGGGGGUGUUGUUAGUGCACGUUCUGUGAAGCUUUUGGAUCGUAUCCACAAUCCUGCCUUUGUCGGAAUUAUGGGUAACACAAGAUCUUACAAACUACUAGACUGGAAUAGUUUCAAUUCAGAUGAACCAGAAACCCGAGAUGCGUGGUGGGCGGAAAUCAGACAAGAAAUAAAAUCACAUGCUAAAGCAUUAGGCUGUCAUGCUGUUGUGGGCUACAGUGAGUCGACUAGCAUCUGUGAAGAGGUCUGUAUUUUAUCUGCAUCCGGCACGGCGGCUGUACUGAACCCUAGAUUUCUGCAGGAUGGCACCGUGGAGGGCUGUUUGGAACAGAGGCUCGAAGAAAAUUUGCCUGCAGGCUGUGGAUUUUGCCAUAUACCGUAUGAUGAACUGAAUAUGCCAUUUCCAGCUCAUCUUACAUAUUGCUAUAACUGCAGGAAACAAAAAGUUCCUGAUGUUCUCUUUACAACCAUAGACCUCCCAACAGAUGCAGCCGUUAUUGGAAAAGGUUGUCUUAUACAGGCAAGGUUGUGUCGCUUAAAAAAGAAAGCACAGGCAGAAGCAAAUGCUACAGCUAUCAGUAAUCUCUUGCCAUUUAUGGAAUAUGAAGUACAUACGCAGCUAAUGAAUAAGCUGAAGCUCAAAGGAAUGAAUGCUUUGUUUGGACUGAGAAUUCAGAUCACAGUGGGUGAAAACAUGUUGAUGGGGUUAGCGUCUGCCACAGGAGUGUACUUAGCCGCUUUACCAACACCUGGUGGUAUUCAGAUUGCUGGGAAGACUCCUAAUGAUGGCUCCUAUGAACAGCAUAUUUCUCAUAUGCAGAAGAAGAUAAAUGACACCAUCACUAAGAACAAAGAGUUAUAUGAAAUCAAUCCUCCGGAGAUAUCUGAAGAAAUUAUAGGAUCCCCUAUCCCAGAACCCAGACAACGUUCAAGACUUUUAAGAUCUCAGUCAGAAAGUUCUGAUGAAGUUACAGAAUUAGACCUUUCACAUGGAAAAAAAGAUGCUUUCGUUUUGGAGAUCGAUGACACAGAUGCCAUGGAAGAUGUACAUUCUCUACUUACUGAUGUUCCUCCUCCUUCAGGCUUUUAUAGCUGCAAUACAGAAAUUAUGCCUGGUAUAAAUAAUUGGACAUCUGAGAUACAGAUGUUCACAUCAGUAAGAGUAAUCAGAUUAAGCAGCCUUAACCUGACUAAUCAAGCUCUCAAUAAGAACUUCAAUGAUCUCUGUGAAAAUUUGCUCAAGAGCCUAUAUUUUAAACUACGAUCUAUGAUCCCUUGCUGUCUUUGCCAUGUAAAUUUCACAGUGUCUCUGCCUGAAGAUGAACUAAUACAGGUUACAGUUACUGCAGUUGCAAUAACUUUUGACAAAAAUCAGGCUUUACAGACCACGAAAGCACAGGUUGAGAAGUCACUGCAAAGAGCCUCUACAGAUAAUGAAGAACUUCUGCAGUUUCCACUGGAGCUCUGUUCAGAUUCUCUUUCUUCUCAUCCCUUUCCACCAGCUAAAGAACACCUGGAGAGUGCAAGUUCUAACUCAGGUAUACCAGCUGCACAGAGAGCAACGUCAGUUGAUUACAGUUCCUUUGCAGACAGAUGCAGCAGCUGGAUAGAGCUCAUUAAACUGAAAGCUCAGACCAUAAGGCGCGGAUCAAUUAAGACAACCGUGACAGUCGAAAAAGCCAGUCCGAUGGGUGAAGGAAAUUUCCGGAAUCGCGCUGCUCCACCUUGUGCAAAUUCCACAGUUGGGGUUGUUAAGAUGACACCACUUUCUUUCAUACCUGGAGCAAAAAUAACUAAAUAUCUUGGGAUAAUUAACAUGUUUUUUAUUAGGGAAACUACUUCUCUUCGUGAGGAAGGAGGCGUCAGUGGCUUUCUCCACGCUUUCAUUGCUGAAGUGUUUGCGAUGGUGAGAGCACACGUCGCUGCACUGGGAGGGAAUGCCGUUGUCUCCUACAUAAUGAAGCAGUGUGUCUUCAUGGAGAAUCCGAACAAAAACCAGGCACAGUGUCUUAUCAACGUCAGUGGGGAUGCGGUGGUUUUUGUUCGUGAAUCUGACCUAGAAGUGGUAUCAACCCAGCAGCCCCCUGCCAACUGCCAGCCACUAUGUACUGGAGGAGAGGUGACCACUUGAAGAAGAUUCAAAAGAGCUUAACUAAAUGGAAUUCAUCUGUCUCCAUUAUUUCAUCAUUGAUUUUCUUUGUAGACUUGAAAAAAAUUGGACUUAGUUCAAGAUAAUUAAGAAAGAAUUGGUAUGUUAUGAGAAGAUAUGAUUUGUCUGGACUCUCCAGAGGCAUGAGAGUUUUCUAAUCUGGAUGUUUUAUUUGUCUAGUCUAGACAGACAGGCACCAAUUGGGUUUUCACCCUUUCAUAAGUUAAGGUAAAGUUCUAAGAGAACUAGAGCAAAGAUGGAAACUAUUUAUAUUUUGUCGAUUUUAAUAAAAUCAUAAUUUAGAAAAAUGAAAUGGGAAGAUUAUCAGGAAACUAAGAUAGCUACCCUAGUGUAAUUUUGAAACACCAAGCAAGGACUUCCCCAAGUUGGUAGAGAGCAAACAG